Molecule: messenger RNA, 1812 nt
Organism: Aureobasidium namibiae CBS 147.97
Lineage: Eukaryota; Fungi; Ascomycota; Dothideomycetes; Dothideales; Saccotheciaceae
Exons: 4
Coding region: 1-1812 (603 amino acids)
Biological process (GO): cell-cell adhesion
Cellular component (GO): plasma membrane
Molecular function (GO): myosin binding
Source: RefSeq, a predicted model, not a curated record
AUGGAGAGCUACUAUGAAGACGACAGUCCGCUUGCUGCGCUGCUCGAAGGCCAUGGCACCGCCGACGAAUCGUUCAACUACCUCAACCAGGAGCCCUUGCAUACACCUCCCUUCACUCCGACUGUCGCGCCCCAGAAGCCCUCCUUCAGGCCCUUUACCCAACCCCUAAACCUCCGCUUCCCUGCUCAGGGCACUGUCUCCAAGCUUCACCAUGCUUGGUCGCGUGCAGUCAACUCUCGUAUUGGCCGAGCUGAGAACAACCGCUUCCUCGAACACUUCCGCUACCUCAUCGUCGCCUCGCAGCUUCUCAACGAAUAUCCAGACCUCGGCUCGUUACACACCACUCAGAUCAAUGGAACUCCCUUCGCCAACACAGAUUUGGCCCCGAAUGCCUCGUUGAACAUUUCUGGUGUCGCUGCCACAGCUGGUGUUGCCUUCGUCCUCGUCCUCCUGCUCAAUUGGCUCCGUGGUUCUCGUUUGAGCAAGAGUCGUAUCCUGUUGGCCCUACUGUGCGCCGCCGUAGCUGCUGUUCUGUUCUACGCAUACAUCCGUCGGCAAUGGCUGCAGUACCUCAGACACCAAGCUGUGGACACAGUCUCUUCCCUGACCACCAAUGCUCGUGGUUUUGAUAUUACUACCUCCGCUGCCUUGUCUCUGAUCCAAGAGGUUGAGCUUGUCUCCAAGGGCUACAGACUGAGCACCCCACUCCCUCCGAUUUCCCGUUUCGAUGAUGUUAAGGUCAAUCGAAAGUGCGCCAAGCUGCGUGGUGCUCUAAACAAAGCCUACACCGAAGCAUUGCCUGCCUUCAGGGAUGCAACCAUUUCGCUCAAGGCCCUGCUCAAUCAGGAUGACAUGGAGAAAUAUCUGGAUGUUUACGACAUUCCUCACCACGCUGUCCAAGAGGCCGUGAGCCCUGCACUCAUCUCUCUGGAGGAUGACGACCCGGAAUCUCUGAGAAGUCUGCGCGUAGUCAGCUACCAGUACAGCACUCUCAGAAGAGUCGUUUGUUGCUCGCUCAUGUCCCUUGAGGCCGAUGGAGGCAAUACUGAUUUCGCACGCUGGUCGGCUGCAACCAAGAUCAUGAACUCCCUAAGCACCAUCACCGCUACUUGGGCACAAAAGUUGAGCGAACUCCUUCGCGAAGUCGAGGAGUUCACCAUUCCCAGGGAGGCAAGACUCUCCACCAGACCUGCUGGUGAGCGCCUACGUACACAGGUCCGCAAGAUCACCGAACUCUCUCAAGGUAUCAGGUCGCUGCAAGCGAAGAUGGCUCUCAUGAGAGAAGAGUCCACCAAGGCAAUUGAGGAUUCAGAUGAUCUGACUGAUCUCGGCCCAAACUUGAUGUCGCAGUACGAAUCCAUCGGCACCGAUCUCAAGAUGCUUAUGCAAGCCUGGGAGAAUGGCAAGGCUUCUCUUGCAAGUAAUCUUGAUAAGCAAGAACGUCGCAUCUCACAAGCAUCAAGUGGUCUUCGUUCGCCAGCUGCCAGCCUUGGUGGUCUGACUGCUGUUGAAGAAGGCGGACCUGCUGAUGCCUUACGCGCAUUGAACGGCGAAUCGAAGUCGAGCAGAUCCAGUUUCGCAGGAUCUGGAUCCGACGAAGAAGUCUUCGAAGGCGUCUCCCUGCAUAUACCUCGCAUGCGCAGCUCCUUGACCAGAGAUGAGCGCAUUGCUAAGAUGCAAGAGGAGCGAGUACGUCUCUCCGAGAUACGCGACAAACGCGAUUCAGGCACAAACAUGAUCCGCGAGCUCCAGUCUGUCAUGAAUCUGCGGCCGAAGCGCAACACCAUGGGAGCACGCAUAACUUCGAUAUGA